UUUCAGACCACUCUCAAUAUAACAUUCAAAAAUGGAUGAAACAUUAAAUGCAAGUCGUCCUUACAACCAACUGAUCAGUCACGAGGAAGCCACUGAAGAUGAUUAUACUUUUUCUUCCAAUUCAGAGAAUCAAGUGACUGUGUCGGCGCUGAGACCUGAAUCAAGCAUAGAUCAUUCCAAGUUGCUCAAAGUGGGUCUAGGAGUGUUUGCACUGAUCCUGCUAGUGGUGAAUAUUGGCCUGGGGGUGUACUAUAACAAACUCACUGCUAAUAAUAUAGUAAGAGACAUCAGUGGUGAGAUAACCAAACUUCAAGCUUCUUAUGACGCUGCAGUCCAAAGUAGGGAUGAAGCCAGGAAACAGCUGGCGAUGGAGAUCCGUGAGCAGCAGGUCACCAAGUGGGAACUCGCGCACCUGAACGUUAGAGUUAAGGACUAUGAAAAAAAGGUUGAAAAGAUUCAGCUGGACACUGUAGCACUGAGAUCCCACCUCCUAAUGAUAAAGGAAGGCUGCAGACACUGUUUGCCUGGAUGGACUUUCAUGAGCUCAAGCUGUUUUUACUUCACGUUUUCUGACACCGUCAGCCGCGUGUCAUGGAACGGGGCCCGCCAGUCCUGCAAGAGGUUAGGAGGGGACUUGGCAAUCAUAAACAGCAGAGAGAAGAAUAUUGGAAUAACUAGUUUGAUUAGCUCUUACCAAGACCCCUCAAGAGCAAUGAUCCACAGUGGUUUCUGGAUCGGUCUGACAGAUGAGGAGGAGGAAGGCGUUUGGAAAUGGCUGGAUGGGACGAGACUGACUGAAGGGUUCUGGAAUCCCGGAGAACCAAACAACGUUAACAACGAGGACUGUGCAGCAGUGUAUCCCAAAAGCAACCCUUUCACAUCCUGGAAUGAUGCACCUUGCAAUUUUAACUUAAAGUGGAUUUGUGAAAUGGCACCAACAUCUUUGAGAUAAAAAAUAAAUCGUUUCAAGGUUCUGGUUAAAUUUGGC
Molecule: messenger RNA, 988 nt
Organism: Cyprinodon variegatus (sheepshead minnow)
Lineage: Eukaryota; Metazoa; Chordata; Actinopteri; Cyprinodontiformes; Cyprinodontidae
Product: CD209 antigen-like protein A
Exons: 6
Coding region: 32-952 (306 amino acids)
Source: RefSeq, a predicted model, not a curated record